AGCGUCGACCAACGAUUUUUCGACUUCGGAUGGUGGAAACACUUUCGAUAAAACCCAUUCUCAUUCGUUUCUUGACUAGUUCGAAAUUUCCCAAAUAUUUCCUUACAGCGAACUGCUGUAGAGCAAAAUUAUCGUAAAGACGAAGCAUUCUAUGUUAUAAGUAGAAAAAUAUUUGUAAAGAUCGUUGCUACUUGUAGUUCUUGAGCUUUUCCUUUUUACAUCGUGGUGUAGACGAGGGGGCACGACAAGGACAUCUUCUUGCAGAGUUUAGGAGCCAACAGCUUACCUGUGUGCUCGUUCCUUUCUAGCUUCCAACUUUUUGGCAGCAGAAGCUCUCCUUUGAAAAUGGGUCGUUUAUUUCUGACGGAAUGUCGGGCACUCGCCUGGAUGGCACUUGUUGCCUCCGCACCUCUCUGGGAGGGGGGCCAGGGGGGCCCUCACAUCGCUACUGCUGUAUCGAUGAACGUGUGGAAAACUCACAGCGAAAAUGGAAACAUGAAGUCGAUCUCGACUGUGGACGGGGCGCAACCGCUCAUGGACGCCGCACUGUAUGAACUUCUUUUUGUUGACUUUGGCAUGUUUGAGGACGCGAGGAGGAACGGCGCGCUAAUCAAGCGUGAAAAUGCGUCACCACUUGAGAAGAAAUUCUUCAAGGCGGUUGAAGUGAUGGCUACGAGGAUGGCGAGUGCCAGUGACCAGGAGUUGCAGCACCAACGACCUGGUAGAGAUACAAAAAAACUGGCACCCCUUUCACCUCGUCACCCAGACUCUUCAAUUCUGCUGUUUGGUUUUCAGAUAUGGGCGGGCAUAUGCCUACUGUUCUAGUGUCGAUUUAUAUUAGUUUUGUCUUGUUGUUGUUUCCAUUUGUACAACCACACUGUUCAAAUUUCAGGAAUAGCGAUGACGGGCCUAGACCCGUUGCCGGUGGCCGUGGCUGUUGGGAUACAGGCUUCGCUGAGACCGGCAAAUGUCAUCACGAACCGCAAUUUGCAGAUUUCGCAAGAAGAACCUGUUGCUGCUAAACUCCGCAUAAGUCGCGCGUUUGUGUUGGAAUCCUUCCACCGUUAUACAAUUGCUGAUCCGGACGGUCGUUUUCCGGACGAGACUAGAGUGACUUGCGCUUUCAGCCCCGUUAGCGAUGGCGAAUUAACCGGUGAGAUGGGUUUCUUCAUGAACCUUGAGUAUGAACGAGAGCAAGACGCAAAGAAGGGGGGACUGGGACUGGGACUGGGACGCCUGCACAGAAUUGAGCUCGGUUUGAAUGCUCACGAAGCAGCUUGCUUUUCCGGCGGGCUAUGGACGAAGACCGUACCAAAAGGAUCCCUUCGCGGUCUGCCUAAACUGACCCCGGCGCCCCGGCUUCCUAAGUUCCAGACUUUGUGAGACUUUGCAUUUCUUUAGGCGCCCUCAGCGGAAGCGGCGUGCCACAGCGGCGAAGCCGGUCCGGAUGCCGGGUGUGGCGGUGUCGCCCAUGAAAGUUCACCGGGCCACUUCCCACCGGCACACUGCUGCACCCCGGUGCCAGUCGGUGGCUUCGGGGCGCGGCAGUGGGCUAAGGCCGAGCUGUUCUCCGCUUGGGCUUCGGACUCUCACUCUUGAAGCUGGGCAAAACGGCUCCGAAACUUGUCGAAACUUGAGGGGAAAGUCGCGUCUCCUAUUUUUUUCUUGUCGUGGUCGCUUUCCAUUUCCUUCGCGAUUUGGUUCGGCUUUCUUGUUUUGUUUGUGGAGCUGUCUCUCCUUCCGGGGGUAGCUUCAUGGUGUUAGCCGUCGAGGCUUGUUGGCUAGGUGUGGUCUCCGUUCGUCUGAACCGUACAUAUAUAGCGGGGCGCGUUUUUGUGUUGGGGGGCUGCUCUCUCUGCUGCGUUUUCUGUUGCGCCGGGGGGCGUUGGGGUCCCGUGGUGUAGGUGGGUUCGUGGCGUGGCUGUUUCGCGGUGGGUGUGCUUAGUUGUGCCGCUUGUGCUUCUUUCUUAUGGAGGCCCGCCGCCCGCCUAUCAUGAAAUCGCCUCGGACUUUGUCACCCGGUUGCCCCCUAAAGUAAAUUGGAAAGCCGCGGAAGUUGUGGCCUCUGCUGUGAAUAGUCUCAGACUUAUUCUGGCGAGCCUCGUUUCUACUGUGACUAGUCGCGAAAUUGCUGUGACUAGUCGCGGGAUUAGUGUGACGUGCCGCAAAACUGCUGUGGCUUGCCUCGGUCUUACUGUGACGGUGACCAGCUUCAAACUUACUGCGACGAGCUUCGGACUUGCCGCGGCUAGCCUCGCUCUGUCUGUGGCUGGCCUUGGACUCACUGCCUUGCGACUAGACUCAAACCUACUGAGACUAGUGACUAGUCUGGGUCCCAAUGUGACCAGUCUCAGACUUACUGUGACUAGCCUCGCUCACCGUGACUAGUUUCGCGCUUGCUGCUCCUAGUCUCUGGCUGAGUUUGUCGGGCUGUUCGAAUCCUAGCGCCAUCAGAAUAGGCGCAGCAGGUUAGAGACUAGUCACAGUGAGCGAGGCUAGCCGCAGUAAAUCCGAGGCUGGUCACGUUGGGUCUCAGACUAGUCCCAGCGGGCCUCGGGCUACCUAGUCUCAGUAGGUCUGAGCCUAGUCGCAGUAAGCUUGAGGCCAGUCGCAUUAAUUUUGAGACUAGUCGCAGCUGUUUUGAGACUAGUCGCAGCACUUGCGAGACUAGUCGCGGACUUUUUGAGACUAGUCGCCGUCAGUCUGAAGCCCGUCGCAGUAAGUUUGAAAAUGUUCGCAGUAUGUUUGAGGCUGGUUGCAGUAGCUACCACAGCUCCCACAACUCGGAUGCAACUCGCCACAGCUUCCACGGCUUAGAAAUAAUCGAGCCACGAUUUUGCGUAGGUGUUUGGCCUCUCUAACUUUCCUCCGCUGGGGGUCUCGGGCGGCUUGUUGCGGUUUUGUGUGUCCCCGUUGCCUAAUUUCUCUGCAUUUUCGUGCUUGGCAGUAGUCAGCUUUGGGCGUGGAGAGGGUUUUUGCCCCUUUUUUUGUCUCUGUUUUCUCUCUGGUUCAGUUUUGUCUUCGCCUGGGCGGGGGUCUUGCUCCUAGUAGGUCAGCCGUUUUCUCUUCUCGGCGGUGUUCUGUCUCUUUUGUCUUUAGUGUCAACCUUCAAAAAAAAACGUUGAAAAAGCCCAGAAAAAAGGCGAGGGGGCUGAUUUUGGUGGCGUUGCGGGAACGGCUUGGGGGGGGUCUAUAGUGUCUGGGCUUUUUCGUUUUCCAAAGUUUUUUUUGGGAAUUUUUUGGCACCAAAAUAAGCUGCUGCAGCUGGAAUUUUGUGGAGGCUUGGCGGCUGCCGUGUAGUGCUGUUCCGUUUGUGUUGGUUCUGCGUCACCACUGGGUUCCGCGCGCCGCGUGUGCGGAAGUAGCGUUGCUUGUCCUCUGGCAUAGGUCUCAGGCGGGCGCGCGCCUGGCCAGCAUUUGGGUUACAAUCUAGCUAAAAAAGUCGGACUUUUGGGAUCGCGGGGCGCCUGCCUUGUGCCGUUGUGUGUCUGUUUCGUUUCUGGGUUUUUUCUGCUUUUCUUCUGUUGUUUUGUUGGUAUAUUUGCGAGCGAUCAGGGAAAUGCUUCUGAGUGUGGCUUCUUUCUGGUACUCUACAGAGGGGCCGCGGGUCUUGAAGUCUGCGGCAGCGGAUCAGGGAAGACUGAAAAAGCCGCCAGGUUUUUUCGGUCGUUUUUUUCGAUCGGUUCCAUCCGGUUUUGUAUGCUUUGGCUAAGUGGCUCGGCUUGGGGGUGCAUGUCUUAGGGGUCGUGGCUGGACGGGGUGCAUUGUUGAAGUUAGUCAGGGUGACGAUGUGCCAUCGGUCUUCGGGUAUGGUGCUUCUGGUCUCUUGGGUGUUCUCGUGCUGCUUUUCAGUGGGUUGGGCUUGUUUGUGUUUGUCUUCUGUUGCUUGGUCGUCUUGCCUUGCCCCCGGUGGAGGAGGGGCGGCCGGGGGCAUUUGGAGGGGCCUCUGCUGUUGGGUGCCCACACUGAGCCACGGCCACGGGGCUUGACGAUUGGCGCAACAGCUCGCGCGGGAGUGCCGGGCUUCGCACUCGAAGGGCCAGGGGACUUGGGGGGGGGUCGUGUCUGGGCUUGGGGGGAGGGGUCCGGGUGGCCGGUGGCUUUUCCAAGUCGACGACUACAAAACGGCUAAAGCUUUUCCAACCUUUUCUGGGUUAGAAAAAAACGGCGAAAAAACGGCUAUAAUUUUCGGCCUUUCUCUCGUGCGGUUUCGCCUGGAAGUCGCUCGCUUUUGCUUCUGGGGUCGGUUUAGAGCACCUCUGCCAAGUUUUGGAAGGACGUGCCGCCGGCUUUUUUAACUGUUCCCAAAGUUGUUGACUCUUUCGCCCUUUUUUUACCCUCAGCUUUAGCCGGUGUCUUAGCCGUCCACUUUGGCCGGCUUCUUAACCGGUUCCCGCGGGGUCUUGGGAAGCUUGUCCUCGGGCCGCGUAACCGUGGCGCAGGGCGGGUCGCAUCUGACGCACCCGCCGCAUUUCGCUGGCAGGCCUCGGAGCGUGGCGUGGUAGUACUCGUGCAAGCUCCGCGGGGUUGGCUGGGUGGUGCGCGUGUGGACGUGGAGGCUCCGCAUCGAGCAGCGCUGGCGCGGGGUGGGGCUGUAACGUCCACGCCAGUCAGGUUGCGUGGGCCGGGUCGCGUGAUUCUGGAGCUGGCGCUGGGGUCACAGUUCGCCGGCUCCUGGAAGUGUGGCCUGAACGUCUGCGCCGGUAAGCCUCGCGGGCUAGUGUGGUGUCGGCUUUUUGUGUCGGGCCUUUUCUUGGGGUGUCUGCCUCGAAGUGUGUGGGGCCGCUUGCUGGAGGCCGGCCCAGGUGCAUGCGUUAGAUUCGUGGGCGCCUGCUAUUGCAUUUGCAUUGCGGUGGCGUGGUUCGCUCGGUGAGGUCUUUCGUGGGUCUUUUGUGUCGGAUCGGUUGUUGCCCCCCGGCAGCCAGAUCAGCUGGCGCGGGUGUGUUGUGGUGUCUGUCGGUCGGGAUUUUCUCAAGGCCCGAAAAUUUGAACCAAAUUGCCUGGGAUGUGUCUGGGCUGAGUCAAUUGGUCGGGCUGUUGUGUUGUCAUCUUCGGGCUCUUGUCUUCUUUCGGUUCGAGCAAGCUUGCGCGGGCUGUGGCUUGCUUCGUUGGCCUCGGCGCUUGGUGGUGCUGCCGGCGUUGCAGGGGGGGGUUCUCUGCUUAUCGUGGUGAGGGGUUUCGGGAUUUCCGAUUGGCUCGCGUUGUCGGUUUGUUUUGUUGUUGGGUGUCGUUGUGAUCUCUUCCCCACGCACCGUGUGUUGCGUGGGUGUUCGCGUGCGUGUUUUAUAUGCUGGCGGCGCUCCUGCUCGUGUGGUCUGGGGGUUUGUGUGGUUCUGGUAUUUGGUAGCCUGAAUAUGAUCACAGGGAUUUUCUUCUUGUUUUCCUUGUGAAGAUCAAAAUCAGGCAACCAAAUGCCAGAACCAUUCAGGGCCGCUGCUUUACCGUCCGCGGGCGUUUGGUUUUGAUUCGUGUCGCUGCUGCCCUUGGUGUUGUGUCUCGUUUUUCGCAGCUGGCUCCUUCGGUUUUUCUGGGCAUUCUGGUUUCUGGUCUAAUCGUAGGCGCCUGGGUUCGAGGGCUCGUCUGUCUGGUGCCUGGGUUUUGGGCUUUUCUGCUCGAGGUUCGUUCCGGCUUUUCUGCCUAGAUCUUAGAUUUUGGUGUGUAAGUUUUGGAUUUUUCUGCUUAAAUUUAGGGCUUUGUUGCCUAAUGUUUGGGCGUAGUUAGCGGCCUCGAAUAGUUGUUAGGCAGACCCGGCAGGGGGUCCUUUUCAUUACGCUUCGUUUAUAUGUGAAGCUCGAUGCGACAAAGAUGCGGGGUCUUUAUAGAGCGGGGAACAUCAAGCAGCAAGUGCCGGCUGGUGGGGAGAGUGCUCAGAUGGAGACGUUGGCAUCGAAAUCGAUAGACCAGCAAGUGCCUGCUGAUGGGGAGGUAGUGCAGUAGGCGACCUAGAAGUACAGGAGCAGGGGCAACGCUCGUGCCGCCUCCUUCGAUUCUUGUAGAUUUCAUUUUUGAGACGGCUAAUGGCGUCGGGGGGGUGUCGUGUGUCGUGGCUUUUUUUAUCGAAUUUACGUCGGGAGGACAAGGACAUAACUGGUGAGCCACUAAGGAGCGCUGGGUCUCCUCUUUCCAAGAAUCUUCCUUAUAUACUUAUAAGUAUAUAGAGGACUUCUUGCUUGUUUCACCUCAGUGCAUUUCUGAGCAUGCAUAGAAGAUGUGUGAUCACCUGGAGGCAUUGGGUAUUAGCUUAAGAAGCGUAUGGAGCUCGAUGUGAAGGAUCCAUGACCUGACCUGAAUUAUAGAAGAUGAUGUUAGUUUUUGCCUUCGUGGCGCCAAUAUUUGUGCAGGAGCACCAACACCGGCCACGAAGAGAAAACUGCUGCUUGUCAUCUUGCCAGAAGAUCACGUUCAGAAUGAAUGAGAAACGAAAGAAAAUAAAGAAAUUGAAAUAUAGCCACGAUGCUAGAGUAGAAUAGGUUAUAUAUAGGACGGAUGCAGGGCGGUGGACUUGGGUAGAUCGGAUGGAUCCGACUAAUUCUUUGCGUCCUACAUAGAAUGCUUAGCGAGCCUUGCAGGCCCAUGAUCCGUUCCACCAUCUGAUCCAUCCCAUUACAAACCCGCCACCCCUUAGCGCUGUUCAUCUACAGAGAACUGUUUAAGAAUUUAUAGGGAAGAAAGAAGAUGCUACUGAAGUGAAAAAAUCGAUCUCGCUUGAGAAACUAAUGUUGACGCUUGAAGAAAUGGUCUUGAUAAUGGCAUUUGAUGGUGUAGAUUUUUUUUGAGAAACAGUAAAGAUGAAUAUUAAUGAUCGACUUCAAUAAUUAAGUAAGUACUUAUAUAAAGAUUUUCAAAACAAGCAGGCUUGUAUGCUGGCGACUUUCGACCUAUUUUCUUUCCGGCAGUUGAAAGGCGAACGCGCUUGCAAGGGGUUACAACAAAAAAAAUUGGAAAUAUUGAGAUAAAUCGUAGCUCCUUCCUUGGGUUGAGUCGUCCUGCCGCGAAUAGUACGUAGAAAUGGUUACGCGGCUCUUGAGAUUAUCGUUAGUCCUGUUAUGCAAGAUUUGAAAAAACGGUUGACGUUGAAGGGAAGUGGGGAGAUGGCUGCUGUAAUGACGGACAACAAUUACAGUUGCGGCAGUCUUCUUCAUCUGAGCACUGGUGCUGGCGCUAAGCCACAAAAACUACUGCGAUGACGAUGAAGAAUGAGUGGAGUUGUCCCUGUUUCAGCUCCUCACGAAAGUGAGUAACGAACUAAUAAAUCCAUCAUCGAACAAUAACGUUUAGAAUUAAUGCUUCUGCAGUUCCUUCAGUGAACAACGCAAAUUAUUCACUUCCAU
Amoebophrya sp. A25 is the source of this 7331-nucleotide messenger RNA. The record is from the annotation of a GenBank genome assembly. NCBI's taxonomy places the organism in Eukaryota, Dinophyceae, Syndiniales, Amoebophryaceae.